Symbiodinium natans is the source of this 255-nucleotide messenger RNA. NCBI's taxonomy places the organism in Eukaryota, Dinophyceae, Suessiales, Symbiodiniaceae. The record is from the annotation of a GenBank genome assembly.
AUGGCCGCCGGCUACCGCGGGACGGUCGAGGGGCCCAAAGUCCUGCAGCCCUCGGUUCUCUGGGCGCAGCGCAAGGAUUCGAUCUUCGUGACGGUUGAUGUCAAGGACGCGAAAGACGUGUCCGUUCAGCUGGAGGAUGAAAGCCUCAACUUUUCCGCCAGAGGUGGCGAGGACGGUGCGGCCUACUCAUUCAACCUGGACCUCUUUGCGCCGAUUCGGCGGGAGGCCAAGAAGGAACUGGGCGUGAAGCUGUAG